UUAGCUUUCUGUCACUUACUCUUAACAAUCAAGAGGCUUGGAACGAAAUUGUAGACAACACAUAUUUGCCCUCAAAAUUAUCAUGGGAUUGAUCCGUCCCUCGAUCUGCUUUUUAGCACUUUGCUGUAGUGUUUCUGGCGACCUAUCUUUUUCAAUUGAAACUGAAUGGAACGGAGUUGAUGUCCAUCAUGCCCCCAUUAACAUUACUUUCUCAUUAUCUUCCGACCAAGAGCUGGUAGUGUCUAUGGAGGCUCCAUAUUUCAAUUCAACCAAUCCAAACACCAAUUUGGUCCAAGAAGACACUUGUCCCCAAAGACCUGGAGAGGCCAUUUAUGAUUUUGAGGUGGUUGAGGUGUUUUUCUUGAACGAGAAUGAUGAUUACCUGGAGAUGGAGUUGGCCCCAAACGGGCAAUAUUUGAACAUUCUAUUGUCCGGGUCUCGGAACGACCUUUUAACUUACCUGCCUUUCCUGGGGGAUCAAGUGGAGGUUAAUAAUCCUUGUCAUGAACAAACGGAACCAGGAUGUGUUUGGACCGGAAAUGUGACGAUCCCAACUGAGUACCUUCCCGCGAAUAUCACCAAGUUCAACGCAUUCGCCGUGCAUGGAGAGAUGGAAAAUGGUGAACUCAUCACUCACUACGAAUCCUUGUUCCCGGUCGAUGAAGAAAGUUCGGGCGUAACGGAACCUAACUUCCAUUACCUUGACGCUUUCCAGUCAAUUGACCUCGGUGAGAUUGGUCUGGUUAACCUUAAGGAAUCUGAGUUAUGGAUUCAAGCUAAAGCAACCCCCCAAUCAUUCUCAAACAUGUACAAAGUUCAUGAGGCUUAUGGGUGCACGAAAAAGGCACAAUUUGGUGCAAAUUUCUCAACAAAACGGUCAAAUGGAAAAUUAAUAUUUAAUGUGACAGUCUCCGAACUUGGUCAAGUUAAUUAUGACAUCCCUACCACUCAACAGCAACCAGGACCCAAUGAUGAGCUAUUUGACUUGCCUCAUGAAUCGGUUUGGGCUAGUUUCACUAAUGAGGACAAUCUAGCAAUUCGCUUCGGGAUCAACCCAUAUGGUGCUUAUCUAGUCAAUUUAUUAGAUGACUCCAACAUCCUAGCCAACGUCACUCUGGUGGAUGAGAACUCACUGACUUGUUCCACGCCGACAAACUCGUUUUGGUCGUGUCAGUUAUCGAUUGAAGAUCAAUAUUUUCCCAAGGACGUGAAAUAUUUCCAAUUGGUUCACCACCAUCAGCCUUUGUUGUCUGACGAAAAUAAGCCUCUGCCAGAUUUUGAGAUCAUUUCAGCCAGCUGUCUCGGCACUCUCGAGGGACAGCCUAUUGGCGGCAACACCCUUCGAGAUCUGGAUUGGGUCGGGUGCUUGACGGACAACCGGAACUUUUUGGAUCCUGUGGUGAACAGCGAACAUUCUAAUAUUUGGAUUGGGUUAAAACCAGAACUAACAACUUCGACCACCACACCUUUGCCUACCACUACGGAUAAUACAAAUAAGGCGACAAUUCUGAACCUAACGAUGGGUGCAGUAGUUUUGACAUUUGCUAAUGUCCUCCUCAAUUUGGGUAACUUCCUUUAGGAAGCCUUUUGGGCUCAAAUUCAGUCAAGUUUAUGUUUUUGACUUGAUCUUGCUAUUCUGGGAAGUGCUCAUUGAGAAUAAAAUGAAUGGUUCAGGUGA
Tigriopus californicus is the source of this 1678-nucleotide messenger RNA. RefSeq lists its product as uncharacterized. The record is from RefSeq and is a predicted model, not a curated record. The transcript is spliced from 4 exons. The coding region runs from base 83 to 1579 and encodes 498 amino acids. Lineage: Eukaryota; Metazoa; Arthropoda; Copepoda; Harpacticoida; Harpacticidae.